UUGAGUUAUAAAGCUAUACAAACGGCACUUUCCAAGGUCUCCGAAUCAGGAGUCAUACAAGGAGCUUUGAGAGGAAAACACGGCCAUCAACCAACUAUUGAUCCACAAAUCAAACAGAGCGUUAUUGAUUUUAUAAAUUCUAUUCCAAAGAUUGAGUCUCACUACUCGAGAGCUCAAACGAAAAGACAGUAUAUUUCAAGUGAGAAAUCAUUGGCGGAUAUCUACAGAGAUUACAAACAACUUCGUGAAAAGGAUGGUUUAGCUAUUGCCACGUCUUCCACAUUCAACAGGAUACUCAACACUGAAUUCAACACUUCUUUUUUCAUAACAAAAAAAGAUCAAUGCGAUCUGUGCGAAAGGUAUAAGAAUUCAGACUCAGAAGAAAAACGCAACUUAAGCCAAGAGUAUGAACAGCAUCAGAAUGAAAAAGUUUUGGCAAGAACUGAGAAAGAUAAUGAUAAAAGUAGGGCCGAUGGUACUAUCGUAGCAGUUUACGACUUACAGGCAGUUUUGCAGAUUCCAAAGGGACAAAUAUCACUAUUUUUUUAUAAAUCCAGGAUCAACUGUCUCAAUUUUACCAUCAGGAAUUUAAGGGCAAAAGAAGCUAUGUGCUACUUUUGGGAUGAAACCGAAGGAAAGAGAGGACCUAUUGAAAUUGGCAGCUGCAUACUUGACUACGUUAAAGCUCAGGUAGACCAAAAUCCUAAUAAAGAAAUUGAAAUAAUUUUCUACUCGGACAAUUGUGGCGGUCCACAAAAAAAUAAGUUUCUGUUGUCUGCCUAUGCCUACGCUGUCAACAAGUUAAAAGUCAAGUCUAUUACUCACAAAUUGAAGGUGACAACGUCCAUAGUGUCAUUGAGAAACAAAUUAAUAGAUACUUGCAGUCGGGUCCAAUCUAUAUACCAGAGCAAUAUAAAACGUUGA
Parnassius apollo (apollo) is the source of this 924-nucleotide messenger RNA. Lineage: Eukaryota; Metazoa; Arthropoda; Insecta; Lepidoptera; Papilionidae. The record is from the annotation of a GenBank genome assembly.